AUGCCUGAUUUCUCCAAUGGUAUUUUCGAAGAGCUGUAUAGAGUUCUACAUGAAAUGCCUACCUCAUCGGAAGAUUCGAAUAUGCCCAUCGCUUCAUCGAUCACAUUAGCCUUCAACACCACGUUUCCUCUUGCCAACACUCUAGAUCAAGAGUACGACUUGCCACAGAACUCUCUUCGCGAUACCAACGAUACAUUAGCCGUCGGCAAACAGCCACAAAUUGAUGUCUCCGCCACUAUCAACAUGUCUAUUCAUGACUCGAACUCUGCGAAGCAGAUGCUCAAACACAAAGGCAAAGCCAUGAGAAUCUUACUUCUCAUUACCAGUUACUACAAAGUUUUUGACGACUUCAUCAAUGAAUCAACCAUUCUAAAGCCAAUUUUCCAGUACACUAUGUUUAUGACAAUCAGAGCCAUCCAUUCCGUGUUCUACCACAAGCUGCUCCUCGUCAGCGUUUGGGUAGAGAAGCAUCUUCGUCAAAAAUUCUCAACCGCUACAGAGAAGACAUUUUCUUGGGAUUUCUGGAGAUACAGCGACAAGAGCAUGUUUUCCAUAAUCAAAAGAAGAGAAAGAGGGCAUAAUACAAGCAAGACCGAGGAUUCUCAAGACCGAGGCACCGACUCUUCCGUCACGCUAUACGAAUCUGACACCACUGGAAAGGAAAUUGGACACAACGAGUGUAGCCCUGAUCACAAAUGCUCACAACCGGCAGCCCAUGAUACGUCGACUUCAGUGACCACCCUGGAUCAUGAUUACCUCGGUCUGCAAGGAGACGUAGCUCUGUCUGAUGACACUGAUCCAGUGUCACACUCUCUUGGCCCAUCAAAUCAAAUAUUCGAAAAGCAACGUCGCAACGAUGAAUUAGAAUUGACGCCUUUACAAUCCGAAUUUGGUUCUGCAGACUUAGCCAGCCUUGUCAACGACAGUGAGGGAAGCAUACGGGCAUCGGAUGCAGAGUCGUCAGUUUCUACGAACAUCCUAGAAGAAGGAUCAACUACAUCGUCAACCCUCACGACAACUGCACAGUCUAGUCAAGAUUACAAAUCUACGACUACAUCGGAGCCAGACCUUUUUGAAAAGGGCGGUACAACCCCUCCGUCAGCCGCUACCGCGACUGUACAGUCUAGUCAAGAUGAUGGACAUACCUCCCUCUCGGAGCCAGACCUUCCCGUAAAGGGCACUGCACCAGCCCCGCCAGCCACUACCGCAACUGCACAGUCUAGUCAAGAUGAUGAGCCCGCCAUCACUUUGGACCCAAAUCUUGAAAAGCACUCUACUUCACCUCCGGCGUCCACGACAAGAAAAGGGCUCACAGAUGAGCUGCUAGAAGCAGCUGGCGCAAGACCUCUCGAUCGACAAGGGUCUGUCAUUGAUAUACCGCCUCAGAAUAAUUCGCCCCUCCCCCCACAUCUUCGGGGCCUUGGAAUGGUGGCUUCACCUAGGCCCAAAAGCCCCGACAAUCGACCUCCAACCCCAUGGGCCACCAUGGGCCAAGAGUUGCCGCCUCCAAGCCCAUCCACUACAACGAGUUUUGCUCUUAUGGCAAUAGGUGCACGCGCACCAAUUGUGGUCGCAUGCAUGGACCUCCUCAAUGGAGGCCAAGAGGGUUCGGGAGACAGAGGGGAGGCGGCGAGCACAGCGGUUGUUGUCUUGAGCGACUGGUCUAAGACCGGCUAG
Molecule: messenger RNA, 1677 nt
Organism: Bacidia gigantensis
Lineage: Eukaryota; Fungi; Ascomycota; Lecanoromycetes; Lecanorales; Ramalinaceae
Exons: 3
Coding region: 1-1677 (558 amino acids)
Source: RefSeq, a predicted model, not a curated record